Molecule: messenger RNA, 4723 nt
Organism: Portunus trituberculatus (swimming crab)
Lineage: Eukaryota; Metazoa; Arthropoda; Malacostraca; Decapoda; Portunidae
Product: toll-like receptor Tollo
Exons: 1
Coding region: 168-3857 (1229 amino acids)
Biological process (GO): signal transduction
Cellular component (GO): extracellular matrix
Molecular function (GO): protein binding
Source: RefSeq, a predicted model, not a curated record
AGAGCUAAGCCGUUGGGGUGGAAGGACCAUGACGCUGCUCGGCUCGCCAACGGUGCGGUAAUGUUGGUCCGAGGCAAAGUCAAGACUGUUACCGAUUCCCUCCGAUCUGCAGGAAUGUCUGGCAAGGCAUUUCCACUCGCAGUGAAUUAAAGGCUGGCCAAUCAAAAAUGUGGAGUGCGAGAUUGGGCGAUGGCAGGUUGGCGCUGGUCUUGGUCGUGUGGCAGGUCGCGGCGUGCGGCGUGGCGUGCCAGGGUGUGGGGCGGUACAGCGGCGGCGACAAGUGUGAGAGCCGCGCCCUCAGUGCUCGAGAGCGCGCCCUCUCCUGCUCCCUCAAGGCGCUGGAGCAGGAGACGCGAGUGGCCAACCUGAGCCGAGUGGCGGCCGACAGUGUGGUGCGCCUCAGCCUCGGCUGUAACGCGAUGUUCUACUUCCCCAGUGUGUUGUCCCCGCACACCCUGUCUGGCUUCGUCAGGGUGCGGGAGCUCAAUGUGGAGUUCUGCAAACUCAGUGAACUGGAAGAUAAUGUGUUUAUUAACCUAAAAAAUCUUAGAAACCUAACCAUACGGACUAGAAACUGGGACUGGCCGCGGCACAGCCUCGACCUGCGACCAGAUGUGUUCCGUCCUCUGCACCAGCUACAGCGGCUCAACCUCAGCACCAACAGCAUGUGGGAGCUGCCAGCUGGUGUCUUCUGCCACCUGGGCAGCCUCAAACAGCUCAAUCUAAGUCAUAACCACCUGCAACAAAUGACACAGCUGGGGUUUGGAGAGAGCGGGGCUGGCAGGGGCGGCCCAACCUGCCGCUCUGGCCUGCGUUCCCUGGACCUCUCACACAACGACGUGACGGAGCUGGUGUCUGGCGCUCUGCAGGGCCUGUUCCGCUUGCAGGAGCUGUGGCUACACCACAACGAUCUGGCCAAGCUGGACGACGACGCCUUCAAGGGCCUCUCUGGCCUGCACGCCCUCGACCUGUCUCAUAACAGGCUGGUGGCGCUGCCCGAGGACGCCUUCGUACACACGCCGGAGCUGGAGUCGCUGCACGCCAGCAACAACUCGCUGGCCGUGCUGGCGCCGGGCAUCUUCCGCUCCCUGAAGCACCUGGUGGAGCUCGACCUCUCCCACAACGAACUCAAGUCUGAGUGGCUCACGUCCUCCAUCUUCGAGGGCCUCAUCAGACUGCGGGUGCUGAGUCUCGCCCACAACAAGAUCACGCAGCUCAGCCAACAGGUCUUCCACAAUCUAUACGGCCUGCAGGUGCUGCAGCUGUCCCACAACCAGCUGGCUACCAUCCCUGCAGCUGCAUUUGUUCGCUGUGUCAACCUGCACCAGCUGGAUCUCUCUUACAACCAGCUGACGGCCAUCCCUGACCGCGCCUUCCAGGGCGUGGACGUGCUCAGCUUUCUGGCGCUGGACAACAAUAGGAUCAGCGAGGUGGCGGCUGACUCCCUCGACAACCUCACCAACCUGGCAGACCUCAAUCUCAAUGGCAACCAGCUGACAGCCAUCCCUGAUGUGGUGGGGCGCCUGGGGCUGCUCAAGACGCUAGACCUGGGAGAGAACCACAUCACCUCGCUGGACAACAUGCCGGUGAAGGGGUUGCAGUUCCUGUACGGUCUGCGCCUCGUCAAUAACAGGAUCUCAGGCAACAUCUCCAAGGAGACGUUCAGUGACAUCCCCUCCCUUAAGAUACUCAAUUUAGCAAAGAAUUCCAUUACCCACAUUGAAAGUGGAACCUUUAAUAAUCAUCACAACCUGCAGGCGGUGCGUCUCGAUGCAAACAAGCUCACCAGUAUUCAUAAUUUGUUUGAAAAUCUUCAAAAUUUGGUGUGGUUAAAUGUGUCUGAUAAUAACAUAGAAGUUUUUGAUUACCACUUUAUACCAGUGAGUCUCCAGUGGCUGGAUUUACACAAAAACAGAAUAAGUGAGUUAAGCAACUACAACGACAGGCAAGACCUCAACCUGCAGACGCUGGACGCGAGCUUCAACUCCCUGGAGUACAUAAGCAACAUCCAGAUCCCGGAUAGCGUGCAGCUGCUCUUCCUCAACGACAACAAGAUCAACACCGUGGAGCCCUUCACCUUCUUUAAGAAGGAAAACCUUACCAGGGUGGAUUUGUUCGCCAACCAGCUGUCCAAGAUGGACAUGUCUGCGCUGCGCCUCAGCGAGAUUCCUGCCAACAGGUCCCUGCCUGAGUUUUAUCUGGGUGGUAAUCCGUUCGUGUGCGACUGCAAGAUGGAAUGGCUGCAGCGCAUCAACGGCCUGGAGCACGAGAGGCAGAACCCAAUCAUCAUGGACCUCGAGACCAUCUACUGCCAGAUGCCCUUCGCACGUACAGGUGCCUUCAUCCCACUGGUGGAGGUCAAUCCCUCGCAGUUCCUGUGUCAGUACGAAACUCACUGCUUCGCGCUGUGCCACUGCUGUGAGUUUGACGCCUGUGACUGCGAGAUGACGUGCCCUGACGGCUGCGGCUGUUACCACGACCAAUCGUGGCGUUCCAACAUCGUGGACUGCUCCCUGCAGGACGUGCAACAAGUGCCUGAGCGGAUCCCGAUGGACGCCACGCAAGUGUACCUGGACGGCAACAACCUCAAAAACCUCUCCUCGCACUCUUUCAUCGGCCGCAAGCACCUGCAGGUGCUGUACGUGAACGCGUCCAGCGUCAAGACGCUCGACAACGGCACCUUCAGCGGCCUGACGCGGCUCACGGCGCUACACCUUGAAGACAACCUGCUGGAAGCCCUGAGGGGUAACGAGUUCCAGGGGCUGCAGGGCGUGCGGGAGCUGUACCUGCACAACAACCACCUGCGCUACAUCCACCAGCACACCUUCGCCACGCUCUUCCACCUGGAGACGCUCACGCUCCAGAACAAUCUGCUUACCAACUUCCCCGUGUGGCGCCUGGUGGACAACCCAUACCUGAGCCGCGUGUCGCUGGGCGCCAACCACUGGUCUUGCCAGUGCCAGUUUGUCGAGUCCUUCGGCAUCUGGCUCAACGGCAACGACCGGAAGGUUGUGGACGGCAAGGACAUCAAGUGCUACUCGGAGGAGGCAGACGAGGAGCCGGGCUCCUUCAUCACGGACUUCAACGUCACCACGUGUAUGAACAGCACGUCCACCUCCACCGUGAUCCAGCCCAUGGUGCUGGGCAACCUGCUGCACCCCGUCAUCGCCACCUGCGCCUCCUUCGUGGUGGUGGUGCUGCUGGUGCUGUGCUUCCUGUACCGCGGCGCCCUGCGGGUCUGGGUGUUCUCGCGGUGCGGCUUCAGGAUGUGCCACAAGGCCGCCACCACCGACGACCGCGACAAGCUGUUCGAUGCCUUCGUGUCGUACAGCUCCAAGGACGAGGCGUGGGUCAACCAGGUGCUGGCAGGGGAGCUGGAGAGGGGCGAGAGGCCCUAUAGGGUAUGCCUGCACUACCGAGACUUCCCCGUCACUGCUUACAUCGCCGACACCAUCGUGGAGGCCGUGGAGUCUUCGCGCCGCACCAUCAUCGUGCUCUCCAAAAACUUUAUUGAGAACGAAUGGUGCCGCUUCCAGUUCAAGAGCGCCCAUCACGAGGUGUUCAAGAAGCGGCGGCAGCGCCUCAUCGUGGUGGUGCUGGGCGAGAUUCCCUCGCGGGACCUGGACCCCGACCUGCGCCUGUACCUCAAGACCAACACCUGCAUCAAGGCCAGCGACAGUCGCUUUUGGGAGAAGCUCAGGUUCGCCAUGCCCGACGUGCAGAACAGCCAGAGAGUCGUCCACGCCUACAGCUCCAUCCCGGAGAGGUCGUCCUCCUCCACCAACAAGUACAGCGUGAACAGUCCGGCGGGCGUCCACCACAACCUGCACGCCAGCUCGGACGCCUACUGGGCGUAGUGGCGGCCAGGGCUCUGGCAGAGUGCACGAGGACUCUGCGUGUGUGCAUCGUGGAGUGCACGCGCCAGGGGUCUGUAGUUCCUUGGCAGAGCUCUGUUCGCUAGAGACGGACCCAGUGCAGCAGCGGCGCCGCCCGAGGGGCCGACGGAGGCGAGGCCGUGGCCGCCCCUGUCAGGCCGAGGUCCGUCCCGCGGCGCCUGGAGCACAGGAGGACGUGAAGCUUUAAUGGAGUGUCGGCGCGAGGCCGUGGCCAAGUGAGGUGGUGAGCCAAAUUGACAAUUCCACUAUUACUAUUAAUACUGCGUGGCGAGUGUGAGGUGUGAGGGAAGUGUGUGCGUGUGUGAGGGUGAGCAGAGAGUGACUAGAGCAGUACGAGUGGAGAGAGGGAGGCCUGGCCAGGCAGUGAUCGAUGAGGGGCGUGCUAAGUGUGAGUUUUGGAAUACACUCAUCAGUUACGUGCUAAAGUGUCGAGUUACACACAGUGAGUGACUGUUUCCAGUGAGUGGAGAAUGAGAAUAUAUAAAUGUUAAAAAAAAAUAAAUAAAAAUGCAAGUUCCUAUUGCAUGUGAAGUUCAAUGGCAGGCAAGUGAGAUAUGCAUCGUCCUGCAACUCUGGGAGUGUUUGGCUGACAGUGUGGCAUUGCUACCCGCGUGACGGAGAGGAACGAAAGGCGAGGAGAAGAAACAAUGGAAGUGCAGGAAAUAAAGGAAUCCCAGAGUCCUUUAGAAGGGGCUGUUGUGUGGUGUGAGUCCGUAGAGGGGCUCAUAACACCAUCUAGUCAUAUAUAACCAUGCAUAUAUAACUGUGGCUAGGCUUGUGUCCCAUGUUCAGUCGGUUUUUAUAUAACAACGAAAAACAAAACAAGA